CACGUUUUUAGCAUAACUUGAGGUGUAUAAAAAUAACAAAAAAUUCAUAAUAAGUUAUCAGUUAUAGUUAUUUCACUCAAGGGAACAGAAGUAACUUGUCGAAACACCAGCAUCAUGAAACUCUUUGUUGUAACUUUAUCCGUUUUGGUUUCUGCCGCUUUGGGAGGACAAUUGAGUAGCACUUAUUUGCCACCCCAUCAGGGUAGUGCAUCGGCUCAUUCAGCCAGUUUUGCUGCCGCUGCUCCUUCUUCGCAAUAUUUGGCUCCAGCUGCAUCGGCCCCAGCUAGCAGUUAUGCUACAUCUGGUGGCUUCUCAUCAUCGGCCGGUCAUUUCUCGGCCCCUGCUGCAGCCAAACCCUCUAGACAAUAUUUGGCACCCGCUGCUUCUGCCCCAGCUGUAAGCUUCGCUUCACAUGGAAGUAGUUCAGGUGGUUUCUCAUCCGGUGGUCAUCAUGCCGGAGGUUUCUCAUCUGGUGGUCAUCAUGCCGGAGGUUUCUCCGCUGGUGGACAUCAUGCUGGAGGUUUUUCAUCCGGUGCUGGUCAUCAUGCCGGAGGUUUCUCAUCCGGUGCUGGUCAUCAUGCCGGAGGUUUCUCCGCUGGUGGUUCCAGUGGCUUCGCCGUCGGUGCUGCUUCUAAACCAUCGAAGCAAUAUUUAGCUCCUGCCGCUUCUGCUCCAGCUGUCAGUUAUUCGGCUCCUUCUGUUGGUUUCUCCGGCGCUGCUUCUGCUCCCGCUGCUCACUAUUCUGCUCCAGCUGCAACUUCAUUUGGUGGCUCCAGUGGUUUCUCGGUUGGUGCUGUUUCGAAGCCAUCAAAUCAAUAUUUGGCUCCAGCUGCCUCAGCACCCGUUGUUCAUCACGCUGCUCCCGCUGUACACCAUGCCGCUCCCGCUGUUCAUCACGCUGCUCCCGCUGUCCACCACGCUGCUGUAUCUCAUGGCCAUGGUGGUAGUUUUUCAUCGAGUGCUCAUUCUACUGGCUUCAGCCACGCUGCAUCUGCCCCCGCUGUUAGUUACUCAGCACCUGCAGCCAGUUUCUCUGCUCCAGCUGCCCAUUACUCCGGCAGCUCAGUGGGUACUCAGUAUGCUGCCAAUGGUGGUUAUGUCCGCCACUAGAGUGUCAUAUAGUGUGAGAUUUUAAAGCAAAUGUGAUCUUAUAAUAAAU
Musca domestica (house fly) is the source of this 1159-nucleotide messenger RNA. RefSeq lists its product as uncharacterized. The transcript is spliced from 2 exons. NCBI's taxonomy places the organism in Eukaryota, Metazoa, Arthropoda, Insecta, Diptera, Muscidae. The record is from RefSeq and is a predicted model, not a curated record. The coding region runs from base 115 to 1110 and encodes 331 amino acids.